CCCAUUGCCACCUGCUCACAGCAUCCAUCUCGGACGAACUCGAUCGCUGAAUUUUAUAUCCAAUCGCUCCAAAACUACUAAAUUUUAGGGCUCUCUGACACUCAAAAUGUUUUCACGAGAUUCCUCGGUGAGCAUUAAAGCCAGUGCCUCCUCCUUGUGCAACAAUCUUACGGUUUUGUCAUCGAAGGAGAAGCAGUCGUUAACUUAUGGCGUCGUUCACAAGGCAUUUGUUUGUAUCACCACCGUUACUAAGGGCACUGUCGUAAACCAGAAGCAAGUCUCUUGUAAAGGAGAAGGAGCUCAUAGUAGCUCUGCUGUGUUGCAGGCAAAGUGGUGUGAACUUCCAGAAAGAACUGUCCUAGUUAUCACAUCUGUUAAGGGUGCCCAGAUGUUUGAAACAGAUGGAUCUAUAAUGAUUUUCUGGCAAGCGCUUGGAGAAUCAAAGGAAGGAGUCUAUUCUCAUUUUGCUAGAGGAAUAUCUGCAGUUGGUGACAAGUACAUUUGUGUUGGUACAUCAGAGGGCAGUAUCAUGGUUUUCGACAUUCCCCCACGUGGAACAGCUGUGAAGCUACAGGAGACACUUGCUUCACAUAAGACAGCCAUUUGUGAGCUUGAAGCACAAGGUGGACGGAUUGUAUCAUCAGAUGAGGACGGUAACAUCAUACUGUGGCAGUCCGGAGGACAUUUUACAGAGAUUAUUAAGAUAGAUGGAAAAGGGUUUCCCUGCUCAACGGUGUGCUUGUACAAGGACUUUAUCAUUGGUGGUUUUGCCACGGGUCACAUUAGGGUCUUCGGUGCGUCAUCUGGUGCGCAGUGUAUUGAGGCGUGCGCUCACGCUCGUUGGAUAAAUGCGAUGGAUAUUUCUGUAGAAGCAGGACUACUUGUUACUGCUUCAGAAGACUCUUGUGUCAGAGUUUGGAAGCUUUCUGAUGAUAGCAGUCCAACGAUGGAAAUGGUAUUUCAACAAGUCAUUGCAGAUACCCAGCUAUGCGGAGCAAGAUUCACGGACUUGUCGGGAGACUCCUUUGGUGUGGCUGGAUAUGACUUAGGAGAGAUAAUAAUGUUUUCCAAAAAAUAGAAAUUUCCUUAAUUUAUUCCUGGUACCAUUACUUUGAAAACAUGCCGUAACGAUUACUUCUAGUGUGAUUAUCAAAGAGAUUUUGCGAAAAGCAAGCCCGCAAAUCCGCAGCCCAGCAGUUCAGCGGCCCACGACGUGCUCUAGGGCUCAGGGCGUAUCUUCUCUGUGGGUGCUCUAAUUUGUCACGGCCUUUAAUAUCUCGUGGUAAUGAAACGAUAAACAUAAAAUCUGAGGACUUUGAAAAUGAACGUCUGUUAAGCCAGUGAGUUUUAAAAUAAUAGACAGUAAAAGGCUUUUAAAAUCAUUUUCCCAAAUAAAAUGAAGGAAAAUGUGACGAAGAUUGCAAAUUAUUGAAACGAUUUUAAAAAAAGGAACGAACGCAAAAACUCGCCAUCGUUCGUCUUGGAUUGUGGAACAUACCACACAGAGUUCAUAGUCUUGGUAUGUACAUGUGGUGCGCUGACCACGACGUGAAAUGAGCGGCAGACUGCUGACUGCUUGUGGCAAAACCCUCUUCAAACGCGCUUGAUUAAAUCCAACUUUGUCCUAUUUCCUUUUUGACCAUUGCUUGGUCUCAUUCUUGUGGCUUUGCAUAGUGUUGUUUCCUUUUAACAUUCUUAAAUACAUUAUUAAUUUGCCGUAGCAACAGCGCUGUUUGCAGAUUGAAAAUCUUCAUAACGCUUUAAAUAUCGGUGAAGUAACCAGCUUAACAGCUUGAAAUAAAUUUUAUCUUGUUAUACAUCAAGGGUUUCAAUUCUUCGAAAUGAUAUAAUUACUGAGAUUAACCUUUUAGUUUAGUUGAAGAUAGGCUAGACUUCAUCGCGGUUUCAGCCGUUGUUCAAAUUUGCAGCCGUUUUGGCUGGAAGCAGACAGCAAAUUCUGUUCUUUUUUCUUGCAAUUAGGGCAGAUCUUGUGAAUUCGUAAACUGGGUUUUCAUAUGGUGCUUUUGGAAAGAUUUUGUUUCUUGUGGUAGCAGUUUUUCUUUCAAAUAGCCAAUUAAUCGUCAAUAGAUUUUUCUACUUACAUCUGACGUAAUUUGUCUUAAAAUCCUUUUCAUGACGUUGUAAAUAUGGCACUAGAGUGUACCAUUUUGAUGCAUCAAUGGUUCCAGUUCUUUUAAAAAAUAUGCAUUUAUACAGAUUAACCUUUAAGUUAUUUAAAGAUAAGUUGAAGUUUAUUAUCCUCUGUCAAGCGUACAGAUAAAUUCUGUUAUUUUUUCUUGACUACCUAAAGUACUCUUAUCGACCACAUGAACUAUGUUUUACGAACCAGAAGGCCCGCCUUUCAAAAGAAAAUUUCAAGAUCGUAGUGGUAAGAUAAUUUAAUCUAGGAUUAGGAUGGAUGUUUUUCCAGAGAUUGUAGGAGAGUGACAAACCUUGAUUAAUCAUCAAGAUUAGUGUAAUUGGCUUGUGAAAAUCCGUAGUUAUGGGCAUCCUUCAAGUUACAGUGACAUAACGUAUUUCAGCGAACAACAAAACCCAUUGUUAAGAUCAUAGACACGUUUAACCGUGGAAAUAACCAAUCUAGAAAGCGAACUUUGUACAACGUUGAGAUAAAGCCUGAGUUAGCAAAAGUAAGGAGAUGUCUUUCUUUAAUUAGCGUGGCGACAUAUAAAGACUUUGCUUCUCGUGGAGUUGUAUUUGUCAGAUAUAUCGUCGAUCCACGACGUACCCAAGUCCAACGUCACCAUUUCAAAAUGAAUCCGCUUUGGUUGUUGAUUAAAAAAGAUCCGUAAGCUUA
Molecule: messenger RNA, 2818 nt
Organism: Stylophora pistillata
Lineage: Eukaryota; Metazoa; Cnidaria; Anthozoa; Scleractinia; Pocilloporidae
Product: WD repeat-containing protein 54
Molecular function (GO): protein binding
Source: RefSeq, a predicted model, not a curated record